CAAAGUAUUCACCUAUAUAAAUAUGUAGGUGAAGUAGUGAACCAUUUUCAUCUUCAACCAGCUAUAUAUAUAUAUAUAUAUAUCAAAGAUAAAAUUAACGCAAAAAAGUUAUAGUAAUGGACGCUUCAUCUUUAACCAGAUCAAGUCUAAGCAUUUCAAAUUCAAAGCCAUUUCAUUACGUUCCACAACAAAGACCAUGUCACGUGCACUUUGCAAUUUCAUGCAGAGUAAAGAAAAUGGAGGAAACAAGGAAUGGAUCAAAUUUCUACAAAAUGUUAUCUGUGAAUCCAAAAAGUGCAACAAUGGAAGAGAUAAAGAGAGCUUAUAGAUCAAUGGCACUUCAAUAUCACCCUGACGUGUGUCAUGAUCCUUCCAUGAAAGAGGAAUCAACUAGAAUGUUUGUUCGGUUAAAUGCGGCUUAUGAAACUUUGUCGAAUCCUAUGCUUCGUGAACAAUAUGAUAGUGAGUUGGGAUUGAAAAAUAUUAUGAUGAAUAAUGAUGUUGUUGGUGAAGAGAUUUGGAGAAGUAGGUGGCAAGAACAAGUGGUUGAGUUGAAGAAAAGGUCCUGUAGACGUAUGGCACAAAAAGGAAGGUCUUGGGGUAGCAGAAUGAGGACACAAAACAUGAAAGAUAGGAAUUAAUAUAGUUUUUUCAUGUGUAAUAGGUUUAACUAAUUCUUUUUAUUGGAUAUAUUUUUAUGAAACUUUUCACCGAUUGUAAUGUUUAAAUUAUUUAUAAAACACAUAUAACAAAUUAAUGCAUACCACUCUUGAUGUUA
Lathyrus oleraceus (garden pea) is the source of this 778-nucleotide messenger RNA. RefSeq names its product chaperone protein dnaJ 20, chloroplastic. The transcript has a single exon. The coding region runs from base 117 to 641 and encodes 174 amino acids. Lineage: Eukaryota; Viridiplantae; Streptophyta; Magnoliopsida; Fabales; Fabaceae. The record is from RefSeq and is a predicted model, not a curated record. Gene Ontology annotation, cellular component: chloroplast.